AAAUAAUCCCUAAUCACAUUCGACGCGCACACGGCACACCCCGUCCUGAAACGAACGUGCCACCACCUUCUCUCCCCGCCUUCCCCGCCCUUCACUUAAAAAAAAAAAUUAAUUUUCCUUUUUUUCUUUUUUAUUUUCUCUGCCGAAUUAAAAUACUCUGAGCACACAAAUUUUACUUCCUCGAGAUCUUAUUAUCGGUGAAAAACCCUAACUAGUUUCUCUCUCAUCUCAUCACCACGAUUUUUUCCGACUUUGUUCAGUUUCGAGAUUUUUGGAAAUUGCGAUUUGGAAUUAAACAAUUACAGGUUUUUUGUAAUUUUUUUGUUUUCCGAUGCGGAGGAUUGUCCGUUAACUCGAUUCCGCGGAGAAGUUUGAUGAGGGCAUUUCGUAAAUGCUCGAGGAUUUUGAUCCUCUGCUUGCUCUGCGUCUCUGUUUUUGUUCCCAUUUUUAUACUGUCGUAUAGGCUCAAACAAAUUAAUUCCGAUGUAUCGGAAGACUUCGUUGAAGAGUUAUCCAUCAUUAAACACAGGACAGAAGCUCAAACACUUAGUGCCAUAGAGCAGGAAGAAAGUCGAGGUUUGAAAGAACCUCCCCUGUUGGUGUACAAAGACGAUCCCGCUAAUUCUGCAUUUAAUUUUAGUUCUAGCGAGGAAUCAAGAUUUAGUGAAGUUAGUUUUGCAACUAAUGAUGCUGGCUCGUUGAAAAAUAACGCAACUAGACUUGACAAAAAUGGAGGUGGCCAAAGAAGACGGCAAGAGGAAGAGGUGCCUGUGCCCGUGGCGAAGGAAGAGUCACAUGUAAGCAGGGUACAACAUGAUCAAGUUGUACGAUCCAGGUCGAGGGCAUUGGAUGAGAAGGUAAAAGAGAUGAAAGAUCAGGUGAUUAAGGCCAAAGCGUACUUAAAUUUCACACCAGCAAAUAUCAGUUCUCAUUUCGUAAAAGAGUUGAAACUUCGAAUUAAGGAGGUUGAACGAGCCAUGAGUCAGUCUACCAAAGAUUCUCGUGUAUCUAGGAGUUCCCUGCAGAAGAUGAAAGCAAUGGAGUCUACGUUGUUAAAAGCUAGUCGUAUUUACCCUGAUUGUGCUGCCAUGAUAAAGAAACUUCGUGCUAUGACUUAUAGCGCUGAAGAGCAGGUCCGGUCACACAGGAAUCAAGAAUCUUUUCUUAGAGCACUUGGUGGAAGAACCAUCCCAAAAAGCCUUCACUGCCUAUCUAUGAGAUUGACUGCUGAAUAUUUUGCCUUGGAUCCUGGGGGAAGGGAGCUCCCUUACAAACACAAACUACAAGAUCCUCAUCUUUAUCACUUUGCCAUUUUCUCUGACAAUAUAUUGGCUUGUUCAGUUGUUGUGAACUCAACUAUCUCAACUGCUAAGGAUCCAGCGAAAAUAGUAUUUCAUAUAGUGACGGAUUUCCUCAACCUCCCAGCAAUGUCAAUGUGGUUCUUAUCAAACCCUCCUGGCAAAGCUACAGUUCACGUGGAGAGCAUAGAGAAUUUUCCAUGGUUAAUCACCAAAUAUAAUGAAACUCUGCAGAGGGAAGGUUCUCUCGACCCCCGCUAUAUAUCUCAGCUGAACCACCUUAGGUUUUAUUUGCCAGAUAUUUUUCCUCAUCUCACUAGAAUUGUCCUGUUAGAUCAUGAUAUUGUUGUCCAAAAGGAUUUAACAAAACUUUGGAGCAUUAAUAUGAGAGGCAAAGUAAACGGUGCAGUGCAGACUUGUAAGGAAGGUGAACCCUCGUUCCGACGUAUGGAUAUGUUUGUCAAUUUUACAGACCCCAUAAUAGCAAAUAAAUUUGACCCCAAUACAUGCACAUGGGCCUUUGGGAUGAAUCUCUUUGAUCUUCACGAAUGGAGACGGCGAAAUUUAACCGGGGUCUAUCACAAAUAUCUUCAUUUGGGCAAAAAGAGGCCACUGUGGAAAGCGGGAACCUUGCCGAUUGGUUGGGUCACGUUUUACAAACAAACGGUAGCUUUAGACAAGAGUUGGCAUGUACUAGGGUUAGGAUACGACUCUGGUGUGAGGCAGGAGGACAUAGAACAAGCCUCGGUCAUACAUUUUGAUGGGAUACUUAAACCAUGGUUGGAUAUUGGGAUUGAUAAGCACAAGCCCUUGUGGAGGAAACAUGUCAAAUACGAGCAUCCCUACCUUCAACAAUGCAACGUCCACGAGUAGUUUAAGAAGAAAUUUUUGCCAUAGAUGUAGAAAUCACAUGCGAUCAACUCCAUUCUUUCCUAUUUUUCCACAAUUUUUACAUGUAAAUUUCGAUUUUUCAAAGUUUUUUAAUCUACUAUUAAGAUUUUAGAAGCUGAACCCGUUUCAUAGUAAUAACGGGCCGAAUUCGGUGAAGCCCGUGAGAUGAUGGUUCUUACUUGAACUUGAAAUCAUGUAUAUAGAAUUCAUAUUGAGAUUGCUGAUGUCAUAUGGUUUAAGACUGUUGUAUACGAUGCAUUCCAGGU
Molecule: messenger RNA, 2455 nt
Organism: Erythranthe guttata (spotted monkey flower)
Lineage: Eukaryota; Viridiplantae; Streptophyta; Magnoliopsida; Lamiales; Phrymaceae
Product: putative galacturonosyltransferase 6
Molecular function (GO): polygalacturonate 4-alpha-galacturonosyltransferase activity
Source: RefSeq, a predicted model, not a curated record